Spinacia oleracea (spinach) is the source of this 522-nucleotide messenger RNA. RefSeq lists its product as uncharacterized. Bases 107 to 298 code for a protein of 63 amino acids. Gene Ontology annotation, cellular component: respiratory chain complex I. The record is from RefSeq and is a predicted model, not a curated record. Lineage: Eukaryota; Viridiplantae; Streptophyta; Magnoliopsida; Caryophyllales; Amaranthaceae. The transcript has 2 exons.
UAAUAUACGGACCUCUCUAGUUUGUACCAUUCCAAAAUCGGUCUCCAAUCGAUCUCAAUUCAUCUUCUCCAAAUUAUCUGAAGAGAGAAAAAGAAGAAAGAGAAAAAUGGUGAAAAUGGGAACAUUCUUCGGGAUGUCAUUGGGUGCAUUCGUUUUCUGGCAAUCUAUGGACAAAGUUCACGUUUGGAUCGCGCUUCACCAAGAUGAAAAGAAAGAACGAGAGGAGAGGGAAAUGGAGGUCAGGAGAGUGAGAGAAGAGCUCAUGCAACAAGCACAACAAAGGGAUUCUGUUGCAUAAUUUUGUGUUAUAGUAGCUUUACAUGGAGCUUUCUAUAUUUUGCUGUUAUCCUUUUGGGUGUUAUUUUUGUUCUGACUUUUGAUUAACUUCUCAUAAAUAGCCAUCUAUUGAAUCGAUGGAAGGUUUCUUGUUGUGAAGAAUGUACUGUCUUGAGCUUAUAAGACGCUCAAUGUAGCAUGUACUCGACUAUUGAUUUAUGGAAUAUUGGCAAAGUUUCAGAUUCA